AUGACGCCAGGGAAACGGUCGCACGGCACUAGAAGGAUUAGUUUCAAUGACAGUGAUUUAGUUGGAGUGACCUACCCCCAUACUGAUCCCCUCGUUAUCGAGCUACGUGUAAAUAGAUUCACCAUCAAGCGUGUUCUCAUUGACCAGGGCAGCACUUCGGAGAUAAUGUAUUACAAAACUUUUGUCAAACUUGGCUUUACCAAUUCGGACCUGUCUCUGGCUGAUUACCCGUUAUUCGGCUUCAAUGCUAACCUGGAGUACCCUUUGGGAAAGAUCACACUACUUGUACGAGCCGGAACUAGAUCAGUAGACGUAGAAUUUCUGGUUGUUAAGCUCCCUUUGCCGUAUAAUCUUAUCAUAGGCAGAACUUGGUUACAUACAAUGCAAGUCGUGCCAAGCACCUACCACCAACUACUCCAUUUUCUGACUGAAUACGAUAUCGAACAAAUUCGUGGCUCUCAGAAAUCGGUGCAGGCAUGCUAUCUUCUAGCUGCAAAGAGACCGAGGGAACUGGAAGUGCAUUCAAUUGAGGUACCGGAUAUGGAGAGUCUCGAAGACAUUGGGAGGAUCCCAAGUGAAAAAGCAACCGAAGCCCUGCAUCGGGUCGAAAUUGAUGGAAAUCCUGACAAGUUCUUCAUGAUCGGUGCUUCCUUGGAUAACGUCGAAAGAUAG
Messenger RNA from Camellia sinensis, 672 nucleotides. The record is from RefSeq and is a predicted model, not a curated record. NCBI's taxonomy places the organism in Eukaryota, Viridiplantae, Streptophyta, Magnoliopsida, Ericales, Theaceae.